Vitis vinifera (wine grape) is the source of this 6877-nucleotide messenger RNA. Its product is annotated as putative disease resistance protein At3g14460. Gene Ontology annotation, molecular function: ADP binding. Lineage: Eukaryota; Viridiplantae; Streptophyta; Magnoliopsida; Vitales; Vitaceae. The transcript is spliced from 8 exons. The record is from RefSeq and is a predicted model, not a curated record. The coding region runs from base 199 to 3954 and encodes 1251 amino acids. Gene Ontology annotation, biological process: defense response to other organism.
UUUCAAGUGCUGUUUAAUAAGUUGGCCUCCUCUGAUCUCCUCACCUUUGCCCGCCAAGAACACAUUCAUUCUCAACUCAAAAAGUGGGAGACCCAACUCUUCAAUAUUCGUGAAGUGCUCAACGACGCCGAGGAUAAGCAGAUUGCAACUUCCUCUGUCAAACUCUGGCUUGCUGAGCUCAGGAUCUUGGCCUAUGACAUGGAGGACAUCCUCGACGAGUUCAACACCGAAAUGCUGCGACGCAAGCUGGCAGUGCAACCUCAGGCCGCCGUCGCCGCCACCACCAGCAAGGUAUGGAGUCUCAUCCCUACUUGCUGUACUAGUUUCACUCCCAGUCAUGUUACUUUUAAUGUUAGCAUGGGGUCCAAGAUCAAGGAUAUCACCAGCCGCUUGGAAGAUAUUUCCACUCGCAAAGCCCAACUGGGUUUGGAAAAGGUUGCAGGAACAACAACUACUACUUGGAAAAGAACACCCACCACAUCUUUGUUUAAUGAACCACAAGUUCAUGGCAGAGAUGAUGACAAAAACAAGAUCGUAGAUUUGCUGCUCAGCGAUGAAUCUGCUGUUGUCCCCAUCAUUGGUAUGGGUGGGUUGGGUAAAACCACAUUGGCUAGAUUUGCUUAUAACGAUGACGCGGUGGUGAAGCAUUUUAGUCCAAGAGCAUGGGUUUGUGUGUCUGAUGAGUUUGAUGUGGUGAAAAUAACGAAGGCUAUUCUCGGCGCCAUCUCUCAACUGAGCAACGAUUCCAACGAUUUCAAUAAACUCCAAGUUGAAUUAAGCCAAUCAUUAGCUGGAAAAAGGUUUUUGCUUGUCCUGGAUGAUGUUUGGAACAAGAACUAUGAAGAUUGGAAUAACUUGCGAUCCCCUUUCAAGGGAGGGGCUAAAGGAAGUAAAGUCAUAGUAACCACACGCAAUACACAUGUGGCAUUAAUGAUGGAACCAUCUGUUACCUACCACCACUCUCUUAAGCCUUUAUCAUAUGAUGACUGUUGGUCGGUAUUUGUACAGCAUGCAUUUGAAAACAGAGACAUCCAAGAACAUCCGAAUUUAAAAUCAAUAGGCAAGAAGAUUGUUGAAAAGUGCGAUGGCUUGCCGUUAGCAGCAAAGGUGCUUGGUGGUCUCUUACGCUCUAAACACCGAGACGAUGAAUGGGAGCAUAUAUUGAAUAGCAAAAUUUGGAUUUUACCGGAUACCGAAUGUGGCAUCAUUCCUGCAUUGAGGUUGAGUUAUCAUCAUCUUCCAGCGCAAUUAAAAAGAUGCUUUGUUUAUUGCGCAACAUUUCCUCAAGACUACGAAUUUAAGGAAACUGAGCUAAUCUUGUUAUGGAUGGCGGAGGGAUUAAUUCAACCAUUGGAAGGAAAUAAGCAAAUGGAAGAUUUAGGUGCUGAGUACUUUCGUGAAUUGGUGUCAAGGUCAUUUUUCCAACAGUCUGGAAAUGGUGGAUCACAAUUCGUCAUGCACGACCUCAUUAGUGAUCUUGCUCAAUCAGUUGCUGGACAACUAUGUUUCAAUUUGGAGGAUAAGUUGAAGCAUGAUAAGAACCAUAUCAUUUUACAAGACACUCGCCAUGUGUCAUACAAUCGUUAUCGUCUUGAGAUCUUUAAAAAAUUUGAAGCUCUCAACGAAGUGGAGAAGUUACGAACAUUUAUAGCGUUACCAAUUUAUGGUAGACCUCUUUGGUGUAGCUUAACUAGUAUGGUGUUUAGUUGCUUGUUCCCCAAACUAAGAUAUUUAAGAGUGCUAUCUUUGAGUGGGUAUUUUAUAAAAGAGUUACUAAACUCAGUAGGAGAUUUAAAGCAUUUACGGUAUCUUAAUUUGUCCAGAACUGAAAUUGAAAGGCUAUCAGAAUCGAUAAGUGAGCUCUACAAUUUACAAGCACUAAUAUUGCGUGAAUGCCGUUCUCUUAGAAUGCUACCUACGAGCAUUGGGAAUUUGGUUGAUCUUCGACAUCUGGAUAUUACCGAUACACUGAGCUUAAAAAAGAUGCCUCCGCACUUAGGUAACUUGGUAAAUUUGCAAACACUACCAAAGUUUAUCGUGGAGAAAAAUAAUAGCUCGUCAAGUAUAAAAGAAUUGAAGAAGUUGUCGAAUAUUAGAGGGACACUUUCCAUUUUAGGGUUGCAUAAUGUGGCGGAUGCUCAAGAUGCAAUGGAUGUGGAUUUGAAGGGGAAGCAUAACAUUAAAGAUUUAACAAUGGAAUGGGGCAAUGAUUUUGAUGAUACUCGCAAUGAACAGAAUGAAAUGCAAGUUUUGGAGUUGCUUCAACCCCAUAAAAAUCUGGAAAAACUCACCAUCUCAUUUUAUGGUGGAGGAAUAUUCCCAAGUUGGAUGAGGAACCCUUCAUUCUCACUGAUGGUGCAGUUGUGUCUCAAAGGUUGCAGAAACUGCACACUGUUACCAUCUCUUGGGCAAUUGUCCUCGCUCAAAAACUUGCGCAUUGAAGGAAUGAGUGGAAUAAAAAAUAUAGAUGUUGAGUUUUACGGGCAGAAUGUGGAGUCUUUUCAAUCGUUGGAGUCUCUAACCUUUUCGGAUAUGCCAGAGUGGGAAGAAUGGCGUUCUCCCAGUUUCAUUGAUGAUGAAAGAUUAUUUCCUCGCCUCCGUGAGCUUAUGAUGACGCAAUGUCCAAAGUUGAUUCCUCCGCUUCCAAAAGUUUUAUCUCUCCAUGAAUUAAAAUUAAUAGCAUGUAACGAAGUAGUGUUGGGCAGAAUUGGAGUUGAUUUCAACUCCCUUGCAGCUUUAGAAAUUAGAGAUUGCAAAGAGGUUAGAUGGUUGAGAUUAGAAAAGCUUGGCGGGCUGAAGCGUUUAAGGGUGUGUGGAUGUGAUGGACUCGUAUCCUUGGAGGAGCCAGCUCUACCAUGCAGUCUUGACUAUCUGGAAAUAGAAGGGUGUGAAAAUCUUGAGAAGCUGCCAAAUGAAUUGCAAAGUCUCAGGUCAGCAACUGAGUUAGUAAUCCGAAAGUGUCCGAAGCUUAUGAACAUUCUGGAGAAAGGGUGGCCGCCCAUGCUAAGGAAACUUGAAGUGUAUAAUUGUGAGGGUAUCAAGGCACUACCAGGUGAUUGGAUGAUGAUGAGGAUGGAUGGUGACAACACCAACUCCUCAUGUGUCCUUGAAAGAGUGCAAAUUAUGAGGUGUCCAUCUCUCCUUUUCUUUCCAAAAGGUGAAUUACCCACCUCACUUAAACAACUGAUAAUUGAAGAUUGUGAAAAUGUCAAGUCCCUACCGGAGGGUAUUAUGCGCAAUUGCAAUCUCGAGCAGUUGAAUAUCGAGGGAUGUUCAUCUCUGACCUCAUUUCCAAGUGGUGAGUUACCCUCCACCCUUAAGCACCUCGUCAUUUGGAAUUGUGGGAAUCUGGAAUUGCUGCCGGAUCACAUGCCCAACCUCACAUAUCUUAAUAUUAAGGGAUGUAAGGGUCUCAAACAUCAUCACUUGCAAAACCUCACUUCUCUUGAAUAUCUGAAAAUACGUGGAUGUCCGAGUCUAGAGUCAUUUCCGGAAGGGGGUUUGGGUUUCGCCCCCAACUUGAGAGAUGUUGACAUUACCGAUUGUGAGAAUCUGAAGACGCCUCUGUCAGAGUGGGGACUCAACAGGCUCCUCUCUCUCAAAAACCUCACCAUUGCUCCAGGUGGAUAUCAAAAUGUGGUUUCAUUUUCACAUGAUCAUGAUGACUGCCACCUUCGUCUUCCUACAUCUCUCACCCGUCUUCACAUUGGAGAUUUCCAGAAUCUGGAAUCCAUGGCCUCCCUGCCUCUCCCGACCCUCAUUUCCCUUGAAGAUCUUUGUAUCUCGGAUUGUCCAAAGCUCCAGCAGUUUUUGCCAAAGGAAGGGCUGCCAGCAACACUCGGAUAUAUUGAGAUCCAGGGUUGUCCUAUCAUAGAAAAGAGGUGCUUAAAGGGCAGAGGAAAAGAUUGGCCCCACGUUGCCCACAUCCCCGCCAUUCAUAUAGGCGGCAAUUGAGACCUUCACUCAAUUUUCUCUCUGCAAAACAAAUAAGAGCAGACGUUAUUCAACCAGGUCUAUCCAAUUGAAUUUGGACUUCAUGUUGGAGACUCUUAAGUUUGGAGUGAAUCUUGUGUGGACACUUGCUAUUUCUCGGUUGUUUAUCUUCUUUACAAAGCAAUGUUUACAGUGCAAUGAGUGAAUCAAGGGUAACCCAGUGAGAAUAAGAAAGAGUUGUUGUAGUAGCCUUAUGCUGCUAAUGCUAUAGUUUACCAUCGAAGCUAAGAAGUCUUGUGCUAAGUGAUUGUAUCUGAAGAAACCACCUACAAGAAUGAUUUUGUUUCUGGGAUUUGAUGGAAGUUGAUGACUAUUUAGUUAUUGUUCAAACUUCUGUGAAUAUCCAAAAAGUCACACAUUUUGGCCAUUCAUCUGAUUUUGACUCUGUUUGCUCUGUUUUGAAUACUUGAGAAGGCCACACAACAACAGUAGUUCUCCUUAAUACUGAGAGAUUAAGUUCUAUUCGCUUUUGAUGUUGCUCGAGAGAGUUGAGUUACAACUGAAUUUUGAAAAUCUUCAAGAUUCUGGUUGUAAGCAAAUAGAGUUGUUUUAAGGAAAGUUAUAUGUUACAAAUCGGUACCUUAAAGCGUUUCACAGUUGGGUCUUUAGCAAUGGGAAGUUUAACUGGAUGCCUUCGUAGACUCUUGCAUCUUAUUGAACCCCAUAUCUGAUGACAAGUACAUGCAGAAGUAGAGCCAUCCAUUCCCUCUCUUAUAUGUAAUCAGGUAUAUUAUUGGCAAUGUAAAACUCUUACCUUUUUCAAUAUUAAAGUGAUUCUCUGCAGUUCAUCGAUACAUGUAGGAUUAGCAGAAGGAAAUAAUCUCCUAACAAAAACAUAAUUGUUAAUAACUCAUGUACGUGGUGUGUUUUUCAAUUUGGCUAAUAAAAUGACAUUGUUACUUCCAAAUUCAAUUUCAUUUAGGCUUCAGUCCUUUUUAUGCAGUUUGUGGGCUGGUACAAGGUAGUAGGUUCAAGGACUAAAGGAUCUCCCAAGUUUGCAGCUCUCUUGAAGCAUUAUAGGUUGAGAAGGAUCCUAGGCUUUGACAUUGCUUAAUUUCUAGAGGAAGACCAAAAGGCAAUCUUAAAUAUAGGUGCUUUCAAGAGAAAGGAGAAGAUUAUAGUGAUGAUGACCACAUCUGACCACAUCCCCUAUGUAUGCAUUAAGAAUCCUAGUUUCUCUUCAUGGAAGUCUAAGCAGAGAUGAUCUCAUAGAAUAUAAUUCUUACCUUAUCUGGAAACCGAUCUUAUUUUAUUCAAAAUUGGGAGAGAUUUUUCCACCGACUUGAAAAUUUGGCCUGCAGAAAGGGAGGACGAAAAGGAGAAAAAUAGGAAGGUCAAAGAAGUUCAAAAUUUCCUAACCAUGGGCUCAAGAAGUUAUUCCAGGUAAAUUCUUUCAUACACAAUUAAUUUCCUUUACAUGUUUCCAAUGUAUUUAAUCUCAACAAGCAUCCUUAUGGAAACUAUCUUUGUAUGACAAUGUGCAACCAAAUAUAUGUGCAACUCCUACUAAACUAAUAACAGUGUGCAACUUAUUUUUUUGGGCCUUUUUCAGGUAACUGUGAACAUUGAUUUGCAAAGUAAUCUGUCCAAGAUAUUAAUUUUUCAAGUGAUUAAUAGACAGUGCUAAAUUUUGAAGUCACCCCUUCUUUGCUUUCUAGGCUAAAAAGCUUGUUUUUUAUGUAGUAUAUCUUUAUUAGCAUCUUAUUCUCAUCUUAGCUACUCAUUACAUUUUUCUUUCAACAAUUUGACAGAAGGGUGGGUUUUCAAAAUAGUAUGGGAUUGACAUUCUCUUUAUACGGAACAAAUGGCUUUCCUAUAAGAUUUUAUUCCCUUUUUAAUCUCCUACAACACGCAAAUAAUAAAAUUAUGUGGACUAGCUUCUUUGCCUUUAAUCUCCAUUCUUUUGUUUUUAAUGUUUUCAUACUUGUACAUCAUUCCCUCUAUAUUUUCACUAAUGCAGGGUGCACCAUACUUACAACUACAAAUUCUUUUGGACUUGAAGAAAUAUAAUCCACAUACUUCUUAAACUGCAAUGGUCUCUGCCAUUAGUCUCAUGUAGGAUGCAUGGUCUCAUGAGCUUUUCGAGUUAAAGGCUAGGUAUACAUUAUUCUAAAGGAUCCACUUUUUUGAAAUUGAAAGGAGUCCAUGGGCUUAAUAUGCUGGGUGAAUGAUGCAUGAUGUUUCUUUUUUUUUCAUGUUGUUUCAGAGAGAAAAGUUCACCUCUUUCUUAAGGUGCUUAAGAUUCUAGACUGCAACUAACAUGAAGGCCCUGCAGUGUGAUAGAAGGAUUCUCAACUUUUCUUAGGGUGCCUCUACCACCUUUUGCAUCUAACUGAAACUCCUAUCAGUAAGAACCACAGGUAGAACUGUCCAUUCUCACCUUAGAUGCAAGCAGGCCAUGACUGGAGUGAAGCCAUAUAUAUGCAGUAUGCCAUUGAGAAUGGAUGAGGGAUGGAAUACAAUCCAGUUGAAUCUUGCUGAUUUUAUCAGAAGAGCAUAUGGAACAGACCAUGUUGAGACAUUGUUAGUCCAGAUUCAUGCAAAUUGCCAGCUGAGAUGAAUUUAUUUCUCUGACCCCCUUUGCUCGGAAGAACUCCCACCAGAAUUCAAACUGUAUCUCCCAAUGCAGAAAGCAUGAUGGGGUUCGUGGCACAGUAAGCUAAGGGACUUGUGCUGCCCAUGUUUUCAGAACACAGUAUCUUCAAAAUUCGGAAUGUGUUUCUUCACCAAGGGAUGGCAUUUAAUCCUGCUGAGAUGAACACCAUCGUUUCUACUUGCUUGAUACUUGUUUAAAAUAUUACCAUUUUAGGAUUUCAUGAAGUGAAUAUAUCUUAUUUCGUCAAGCUCAUUUUGUGGGUGGAAUGGGGAUUUCAUGAUUUGAGUA